GAGAGAGUUACUUCACACAGCAACGCCCCCCAUAGCUUCUGUAAUCGAGCGUCGGGCUGCAUGAUCCGCACCUCUGCAAUGAUGCACGUUUCGUGUUGGAUGGGAUCCUCUGUAAACACCGCAAAGCUGCCUCAGACACAGAGCUCCAGCGCAGCCGCAUACCUCACAAGUUGCUAGCGUGUUGUGUGGAGCAAGAGGCGGGCUCGACAUGGCUGUGGCUUUGACUCAACAUACACGGCUACGCAAAACGACGCUGGAAAACCAGAAGCAGUUGAGAGAGUGAGGCGCAGAUCAUCUGAAUGAAAGUCAUAAGAGCGGUUGGGUGGCCAUGGACCCAUUCAGCCAGUUUAUUCUCACCAUCUCAGUGACCAGUUUCUUCACCUUCCAGUGGCUCUUCCACAAAGUCAGCCCCUGGAUGUCCAUACACAUUAGCCCCGGCAUCCUCAGCCUCAGUGACAAGCAGAAGGUGGAAUGGAACUCAAGAACGGUGUCGACGUUUCACGCUCUGCUGGUGGGACUCUUCUGUCUCUACAUCUUGUUCUUUGAUGAUGCCGUCAAUGAAGACCCAGUCUGGGGAGAUCCUACACUGGUGAAGACUAAUGUUGGCAUCACAACAGGCUACCUCAUAUCUGAUCUGAUGCUUAUAUUUUACUAUUGGAGGGCGAUAGGAGACAAGUUUUUUGUAGUUCACCAUCUGGCAGCGUUGUAUGCUUACUACUAUGUACUGGGUGAAGGAAUGUUGCCUUAUUUUGCUAACUUCCGUCUGCUUGCUGAGUUUUCUACACCAUGUGUGAACCAGCGCUGGUUCUUCGAGGUGCUCGGUUAUCCCAAGUCCUCCCGGCCCAACAUGGCGAAUGGUGUUGCCAUGGCAGUAGUGUUUUUCAUGGUCCGUAUCGCCGUUAUGCCAGUCUACUACAUUCGUAUGUACGCGGUCUACGGCACUGAGGCCUUCUACCUGGUGCCCUGGGGUGGCCGUGUAGCCUGGAUCGGCUCCAGUAUCUGCUUGGACAUCAUGAACAUCAUGUGGAUGCACAAGAUUGCCCGCGGCUGCUACAGGGUGCUGCGCUCGGCACGCCGGAGCAAAGCCGUCACACCUCAGGAGAAUGGGAAGACGGAUUAAGGGAACCAGGGUGUCUGUGGUGAGAAAACACCGCAACUGAGACAAAUUGCAAUGCAAAGUGCAUUGGGGAGCAGCCGCUUGGACACGUACUGUCACACCUGGGACAAGUGAUAUUUCAGGACUGAAUGUAAUGAGGGAAGCUGAUCUUCUUUUGGAAAGCGGACACGGUCACUGAGAUGUACCGAUGUACAUCCCUAAACCAUGAGAUGACCUCUUAGCAAUACUCUGUGUGCACGGACAUUAACUUUUCUCUUGAACAAUUUACCACAACACAAAAGAGUUCGUCCUGGGAGAAUGGAUUGUUUUCCCAACCACAAAUUGUCAAAAUGUUUACCUUUCUUUACAUACAUAAUGCUCAAUAAAAGACAUUAAAUGUUUUGUUCUUCUAUUAUUACAGCUGCCAGAGUCCUGGAAUAUAAAUGAUGAAAUAUAAAUCAAUGUUGAUGGUGAGGCAGAGACUUGAGGGUACCUGGAAACCAUUGAGUGAUUCCUCUAUGAUGGUUAGUGCCAUACAAUCAUUGUCUGUUGAGGAGAAGCGUCUCUUUUUCCUCAGUAAAUCUAGAGCUAAAUUUGCAGGGACUUUACUGCCACAAUCUGGGAUUAUAUCAAGUGCAAUCACAGAGAAUAUGUUUGAAUCAGUAAAUCACUCACCCACUGUCAUUCAGCUCAGAGGUUCAUUUAAAAAGCCAGCCUUUUUAGAGUUUUUUGGAUAUCGUCUUGGUUGCAUUUGAACAGUUUAUAUAUAAUGUAACGGUGAACAGUACACUGUAUGCUGUCUAUUUAUUUUUGUCUUGCUGGGAUCGAGGCAAAUUUUCCAACAUACAAACAAUGAAAGAUACUGUUUUUAAUGAACAUGAAACUAAUGUACAGAAUACUUUAGACAUGCUGAAAGGGACACUGAAUGUCAACGCCGUGUUGCUGACAUUAAGCAAUGCAAGAACAUUCAUUUUCCUUAAUAACAUUAAGGCAACAGUUUUCAUCAGAUAUUUGAAUCCAUAUGACUAAAUGUGAAUACAAGCUGAUAUUUCACGGACUGGGCAAUAUCACAUCGCAUAAACAAAGACAUGUUGUUGACACUGUUUGUUGGAGCCGUCAUUAUAUUUAUUUCACAUUGUUCGAUGCAUGGGGAUGAAACUGCUCAUUCAGAAACAGUGUUUGAAAUGUACGUGUUUGCUUAGAGGGUUGAUGAGAGAUCUGACACUGCAUCUGGCUGGUAAUGAUAAUAAUAUUCACACUUCUUAUUUGUGAUAUUUUCAAGCACAAACUGUCCAAAUUCAGCCCUGGGCAACAUUUGCCAACAAGCUGCAUGCAGCUACGUGUGUUUACCAUCAAGGAAUUGGACAUUUUAGCUUUUAAAUUAGAUUAGUACAUGAUUUCAGUUAAUUUGUGUGACUUUGUUUCUGCAGUUUCAUUUAAACUAGACAAUAAUCAAUGUUUCAGAUGCUAAUAGUUCUGUAUAUGUCCACAAUCUUUUUUUCCUAGUUGUUUUAAAGCCUUGUGAUACAAAAAGCUUCUGUCUGAUGUUGCAUUAUGAUUUCCAAUCGGCGGUAAACAUGAUUUUUAAUUCCAUAGUUAUUCAUCAGAUUGAUAAAAAAGUUUUCAGGGGAAAGUAAAAUAUGGAUAAGUUGUGAAGAUUCACCUUAUAUUGUUUUCUUAAGCAUCAUUCUACUGAACGCAGGAACUAAUCUGUUCAAGGGUUUUUAAGACAAAUGUAUAAUUUGUUCAAAUUAAAAGAUGGUAAUUCAUAAUGAUCUACGACAAAUGUACUUGAAUUGUCAUUGUAAUUGUUUCUUUAUAUGAGCUGUACAUCAAACGCUUCUGUUAAAUGUUUCGUGGAACAGAUAUUGCUAGUUUUGAAAGUACGCCUUGCUAUGUUCAGCAUUUGAUUAUGUUGCCUUUUUAAAACAACUUAUGAUUGCACAGUGAAUAUUUUGUUAUAUCCAACUCCUCACAACACUGACAAAUGUUUUCCAUGUCUGUCUAAAGGGAUUGUUUGGGCUUGGUAAUAGUUUCAAAUGUAAAGAGGCAUGUUAGGGCUGGUUGUUUUUUUUAGUGCUUUUGUUUUGUUAUGGGUUUAAAAAUUCAAAGAUUUGUGUAUUUGUGCCAGUGCUUAAGCCAUUACUGCUCCGACAGACUUUAUUUUCAUACCCAUGAGCGAUUUCAUUUCAUACAACAGUGCCAACUUUGCAACCAUGAUUUGUUCUGUUCUCUGCACGCUGCAGUCAGUUUGAUGCUCAGUGUAGUUUGGCAACAGUCACACCGUGUGAAAGUCUUUCAGCCUUUCGAUCACAGGCAGUGUGUUCGGAACAGGAUGAGCUCUGGGUGGAUGUGUCAGGAUGUGUUAAUAUUUCACUGGAAAUCAUGCAAAUGUUUCAGGACAGCGAGUCAGGGCUGGCUCUGUAUGCAUGGUCAAUAUGGUCUUCUUCAUGCACCCUUUAUAACUGCAUGUGGUAUUGCAUGGGGAUUGCACUGUAAACAAAAUAGCAUAUACAUUUGCAAUACACAUUUUGUUCUUUCUUUUCUUUUUCUUAGUACAUGUACAUAAUGUUUCCUUAAACGUCUUGUACUGUGUCACAUAAUAUAAUCCACAGAUGAUGAUAUUUUGUAUAAUAUCCAGCACAGAAAACAUCAGUAAGGGUGUACUUGAAUAGUCAUCAGCACAGUCUAUAACAAUCUGGGCAGUGCAGAUAGCCAUUAAUCUUAUGAGCAUUUUGCAUUAUAUGCGUAUCAUUGUCUUUAAUUUAUUAAUCCAAGAGAAGUGGACGUAAACGACGCAGAUGCUGUGGGUGUUUCUGUUCUGAAUGUUUGGGGCAGAGAUGUUAGUAGACGGAGUGUUUAGUGACAUUCUGUGAAUGUAUUGGAGAAGAGAAAACAUUUGUCAUUUUCAUUUGUUCUUUCCAAUAAAUACCAAAUUAACUGAU
Molecule: messenger RNA, 4041 nt
Organism: Cottoperca gobio
Lineage: Eukaryota; Metazoa; Chordata; Actinopteri; Perciformes; Bovichtidae
Product: transmembrane protein 56-B-like
Exons: 7
Coding region: 329-1120 (263 amino acids)
Biological process (GO): lipid homeostasis
Cellular component (GO): endoplasmic reticulum; membrane
Source: RefSeq, a predicted model, not a curated record